AUAACUGUAAUAAAUAAUCUGAGCUUUAGCACUUAGGAGGUGCUCUUCUCCCCAUUGUCUGCAGAGAUGCGUCAGAAAUGGAGUUGGAAGGAAAGAUUUCAGAGUUGUGGCAAGGUGCUGGAAAGCCCAUGGGAGCAAGUAGGAGUCUCCUGCCCUCCCCUGCCUCUCCCGUGUGUUUUAUUGCACUUUCCCUGCACCACCCCUCCCCGUUCAGUCUCAUUUGCCUCUUGCGAGUAAGUGCAAGAACAACGCCCGGGGAAUAAAGCCUCUGCCGGCAGAAAUCACGCAUCUCCCAGCCAGCUCAUUGGGUGUUUAGUCCUUCGCCUUCCCACCAGCGCUCUGCCACCCUCCUCUGCCCAUUCAUACCUGCUCCGCGCAGACGAAACCAGCGGCUCUUGUGUGCAAAGUCUGAGUGCUGGUGUUCAGAUGCAGCUCCGGCUGCUAAGCCCUGGCGAUUAGCGGAGUGCCAGGCUGGGGCUUUCACUGAGGGGCUGUGUCGCUUUAAGGCAUGUGAUACUUUCCCGAGCAGGCAUGUAUUGAAAUAGGCUCCGGUACUUACAGCGUCGUAUAGCCGUGUGCGUACCGCUGCCUUACUCUGCACUGCCCGCGCUGGAGUGAGGCUGCUCUGUCCUUAAACAUAAACUGCUCCUCGUCCUUAAGUAUCCUGGAAGCUGCAAAUUAUCUCAAGAUCACUUCAGAGGUCUCAUCGAGCAGAAGGUGAUGCUAGGAGAUGAUUUAAAGGUGAAAAUGAGAAGGUUUCCACCCCUCAAACCUUGGCCACUUUUCUGACGGCAGAGUCUGAGAGCUCAGAUGUCUCCUUUACUCUGGAAACAGGAUUUGUAACGGAAAAAAAUAUCUUUUUUCUUUUUUUUCUUUUUUUUUUUAAUCCUGAUAAAGAAGAUUAUUGGGAAGCGAUUAAAACCCCUUAUUGUGAUACAGAUGGAUUUAAACAAGUGUUAGAUCAUUCCGAUGAACACUAAUAGAGUGCUCUGCUCUUGGUUGGAUUACUCAGAGAAUGGCAGUGGUCUCUGCAAUGUCCUGGGUCCUGUAUUUGUGGAUAAGUGCCUGUGCAAUGCUGCUCUGUCAGGGGUCCCUCCAUCACACUUUCCAGCAGCAUCACCUGCACAGACCAGAAGGAGGAACGUGUGAAGUUAUAGCAGCACACAGAUGCUGUAAUAAGAAUCGAAUUGAGGAAAGAUCACAAACAGUAAAAUGCUCCUGUCUACCUGGGAAAGUGGCUGGGACUACAAGAAACAGACCUUCCUGUGUUGAUGCUUCCAUAGUGAUUGGGAAGUGGUGGUGUGAGAUGGAGCCCUGCCUAGAAGGAGAGGAAUGUAAGACAUUGCCUGAUAAUUCUGGAUGGAUGUGUGCAACUGGCAAUAAAAUCAAGACCACCAGAAUCCACCCAAGGACCUAACAGAGCGCUGUCUGCAAGGAGACAGUGAAAGCCCUGCUGAUUUAUGAGGACAAAGUAUUGAAAGUUUAAAACCAUCUCAGCAUUUACAAGCCAAAUGGAUUUUUUAUUUGCACUUUGACUGUUUACCAGACAACGACAGUGGCUUUACUGUGUAAAAGCAAGUAUUCGGUGGAAAUAAUGCCCCUGAUUUUUGACAGCUGAAAAUAAAAAUGAAGAAAAUGGUUCCUUUGGUAAAGUUUCCAAAACUGCGAAGUACAAACAACAGUCUAAGUUUGGAUCUACAAUUUACUUUAUACCAGUUAAAGUAUAUAUAUAGAAAUAUAUAUAUAUUAAUAUAUGAUAUUUUGAAAUAAAAGCCUCACUCUUCAAGAAAUUGAAUAGUACCACACUUUGCUGCAGCUGCUGUAAAUUUUUUUCUUCUUUUUGUAAUGGUCUGGAAGAUCCCUACGUGUUUCAGAGAGAAAUGUGGCAGUGAAGAGGCAAAGCAAACCUGCUGUGGUACAAGGAUGCCUAAGAGCUACACGAAUCCUACCGACGUGGCAUCCAGAGCUUCCUGUUCCCUUUGGCAGAAUGUUGAGGGCAUUUGUUGUUCCACUUUGUGUUCUGGAGGCUUUUCCCCUUGUGCAAUACUAGCAUGCUGGCUUUGCUUCAUUAACCAUACUUGAUUGAUAUAUAACAAUGAUAAUUCUAUCCUCUUUCAAGAAAAUAUUUUUAGAGCUGUUAGAUAUUCCAUGGAGAAGAGAUGGACAGCUACUGAGUGAAGUACAGUAUGUAUUAAAGGUUUACUUGGCAGAGUUUGGUAGACUGUGAGCUCCCUUCUUAUUAAAGGUGUACUGUACGUACAAUGUCUUCAGACUUUGUAUAGCUCAUAGAGACUACAGUAAAAAACCAGUAACCAACUCUAAAGCUUUGUGUUGUUGGCUCACUAAUUCUUUGAAACAACAACAAAGCUAUUUCUUUCCAGACCAACAUGGGAGAGGGCUUUUACAUAUGGUUUGUUUUUUUUAUGAGCCCAUUUGCAAUUGGUGAACAAACAUUUCAGGUUGAGCAAAUGUCUCUGUGGACACCUCGGAUGCUCAGGCACAUGCACACACAUGCCUGUCUGUGUGCUUUUAUCCCACAGCACAGGUGGGAGAAAAACCUAAAUUUAAGCUUCCCCUCUUGCAGGUCAGGCUAAUUCUCAUUGACAGCAUCUGCCACCAGCUAAAACAUGCAUAUGGGCAAUUCCAUGGCACAGCAAACGCACAACAGUUUGCAGUAAGCAAACUGUGUCUAAGACAUGUCUUAACUUCAGGAAUAGUUUCUUUCAGAUUAAUUUUAAGCUGUUUCUUGCUAAGGUGAAUCAGCUGAGUUGAGAUGCUCUUCAGCAAGUAUGCGUCCACAGAGACAUUGAUCUACUCACUGCAAGCAGUUUGAAUUCACAUUUCUAGCUAAGGUGUUGCUGUUCACCAUGCAGCCUGGCUCUUGCAUCACUGAAGAAAGAUCACAUCUGAGGGCUGACAUGUGCAAGCCAAGUUCACAUUCCCAGUCACUUUUGUGAGCAGUCCAAUUAAUUUCAGGGGGUUUAUUCAUGUGGAAAAGUAUCCUGCUGUCACGCAUAACUCUGCACAACCUACCUUUCAGUAUGCCUAAUGCUACUGAAUCAAAAAGGACUAAGGAACUGUAAAACUUAUUCUGUCCAGUACAGUUUAAUUUCUUUAAUGUUUCCAAUUCCCUUUCAGCCUGCUUACCUUGCCUCUCACAGGACCCCUUUGGCCAUGCUGAUCACUUCUAAUCCAGAGCAGAGGAAGUGCUGCAUUUCCCAAGCUAGAGUUGGUCAAAAUUCUCACGCUAACUUUCUUUCUCCUUCAGGGCAACCACUUCAGCCCCUUAUGCUUCAAGAGGCAGAAAUUUGUCACUGUAAUUACACUGUAUAUUAAAGCAGCUACAUGAUGUGUCACGCCAUACUCCAUGCCAGCUUUCCGCGCUGGUCCUUGGCUGAUGCUCACAGUGGGAAAGGUUAUGCUAUUUCCAAGUACCUCUAUUAUUUCCCCUUCAAAAAGACAUGAGAGUGAAAAGUGGUAAGGGACUAAACUUGGUUUUCUUCUGUGCACAGAAAGACUAAAUAGGAGCAUGUUAUAUGUCCUAGCACAUAGAGACCAGCCUCACCUGUGGCCCAGCAAGAAGAACAUGUAUUUUCUGGCCACAGUCACUUGACUAAACCUCAGAAGAUGCCUGGACCCUAGUCUAUGUUUUAAAUAUGGUCUGCCAUAGCCAUGUGUCCUUGGUUCCAUCAUCUCAAUGAGGAGAGGACCACUGCCUGCCUGGUUAUCUUCACAUAGGUGUGAUCCCAAAAUGAGAUCUCAGACCAGCUCCAGGCUCAUCUACCACAACUAAGAGAAACUCCUCCAGAAUAAAUCCUUAGCAAUUCUUCAUUUUACUACAACAGCACUUUAAAAAAAACCCUCUAGACCUAGGAAGCCCUUGGUGCACUGGGAGAUAGACUCUGCCACCAGGCAGUAAGUUGAUUAAAAGCCAGGAUAUGUAUGUUAUCAUCCAUUUAACAGCAGGAACUUAGGCACACAAUGUAAAUGGCCACUCAAAAUCAUAUUGGAAGAUAUGGAAAAUCGAGCAGAAAUUUAACUUUGGUUUCCUUAGUCCAAGCCUACUGAUAACCCCACACAGCAAACUAACCCAUGGCCUUUUGUGCCUUUUGCAAAGCCUGAGUUAUCACCACUGAGAGGUACUUACCCCAUAGCAUUGUAUCUGACAUGGUAUAUCUGUGAGUAGAUAACAAUGCUUAUGGCUGUGCUUAUGAAAUAAGCCUGUUGAGACUGGGAAAUAUUAGACUUGCUAAAACAUAAGAAGGAAAUGUUGUCAUUACCACAGCAAAGUUUCUUAGAGAUGUUUAUGAAUUUUUUGUUGCCAGUAGGCAGCCUCAAAUAUCACCACACCAAAUUCAGUAAACAUCUGUGUCUCUUUGAAGUUGCUGCAAAAUCUGCUCAUGAAGUGUGGCACUGAGAAAUUACUGGUUUAAUUAAAAUAUUUUAGAGGGGAAUUAAGGCCUUUGCAAAAAUAAUGACUAAUAAAACGUGAAGUCAAAUGGA
Neopsephotus bourkii (Bourke's parrot) is the source of this 4503-nucleotide messenger RNA. It is a transcript of the gene TAFA1, whose product is annotated as TAFA chemokine like family member 1. Gene Ontology annotation, molecular function: receptor ligand activity. Bases 1016 to 1417 code for a protein of 133 amino acids. The transcript is spliced from 5 exons. NCBI's taxonomy places the organism in Eukaryota, Metazoa, Chordata, Aves, Psittaciformes, Psittacidae. The record is from RefSeq and is a predicted model, not a curated record. Gene Ontology annotation, biological process: neuroblast differentiation; regulation of neuroblast proliferation.